CUCUCUCAACUCUCAAUUCUCAAGUAGUCCCAAAAUUAAAUUCAAUCGCUUUGCUUCCCAUAAAAUUAUUUUUCUUUUUUUUUCUCUCUCUCUAUUUCAACACCAAUAUGGGAAAUGAAUCAUGGGGUUGUAAUUUGGAAGAAGGAGAAAGUGGGUUAUUUUCUUCAGGUGGUUGUGGUGAGAAAAAAGUGAAGCUUUUUGGGUUUGAGCUGAAGCCAUCAAAGAACGACAUGUCGGGUUCGGGUGAAGGAGAUGAAAGUGUGAACUCUUCAACCACCGUGGAAAGAUCAGAGGCCGCCAUUGUUGUGAUUAAGAGGCCAAAAUUCGAGUGCCAAUAUUGCUUCAAAGAGUUCACAAAUUCUCAGGCUUUGGGAGGCCAUCAAAAUGCCCACAAGAAAGAGAGAUUGAAGAAGAAAAGGAUGCAACUCCAAGCCAGAAAAGCCACUCUCAGUUACUAUCUACACCCAUUUCAAUUUCAGACCUCCAACAAUAAUAAUUUUCUCUACUCCCACGAUUCCUCUCAAAUUAGUUUCAGCCCAAACGACGCCGAGUUUAUCCAUUUCGAUCCCCAAGAAAGACGGUUGUUCACUUUGACGCAGCCCGACACGUCGUCCGGACCACCCAACCCUCUCGUUUUCUACUCCUCUUCUUCUUCUUCUUCUUCUUUGCCUCUUUCCAAACAAAACCCUUCUUGUAAAUCUUUGGAUCUUCAUCUUGGUCUCAAUUAGCUUCUUAAAUUUAGCUCCUAAUCUCUUGUAGCAAUCGGAAUUCUAAAUUAAGCCCAUCAAUACAAAUUUUAUGAUUUUUUUUGUUACCAUUA
Momordica charantia (bitter melon) is the source of this 820-nucleotide messenger RNA. It is a transcript of the gene ZFP5, whose product is annotated as zinc finger protein 5. The record is from RefSeq and is a predicted model, not a curated record. Gene Ontology annotation, cellular component: nucleus. Gene Ontology annotation, biological process: cytokinin-activated signaling pathway; trichome morphogenesis; gibberellic acid mediated signaling pathway. Lineage: Eukaryota; Viridiplantae; Streptophyta; Magnoliopsida; Cucurbitales; Cucurbitaceae. Gene Ontology annotation, molecular function: transcription cis-regulatory region binding; DNA-binding transcription factor activity.